AUUAUCAAUUACCAAUAUUGUGUGGGUGACCGACACGGAUACGGUGAAUCUUCGAGAGCCUGAAGUUCCAGUCUCAGAUGCAAAGACGCAAAGCUCCUUUUUUAGGGAUUCGAUUCCAUUGCCGAAUUUUGCCUUUUUCUCCUUAUAAACUACAAGACUUAACCGCUAAGCUUUCCUUUCCCCCUCUUAUUAUAUAGACUCACUCAUAUUAUCCCAUCCAUUCUCAUUUUUCACUCACUAAACCCUCCCAAUACCUUACUCACUGUAUAUGAAAUCGGAGGUUUCUGAAAUGGGAAGCGGUGUUGGCGGCGGUGGAGGAGGGAACAAGUAUGGCAGUUUAAACCUUACUGAUCUACCGCAAGAUUGCAUCGCUACCGUGAUUUCAUUCACUUCCCCUCGAGAUGCGUGUCGGUUGUCACUCGUUUCAACUACUUUCAAAUCGGCUUCCGAAUCCGACGCCGUUUGGGAGAGUUUCUUGCCGUCGGAUCACCAGGCUUCGAUUCCUUCGUCGCUCUCUUUUUCUUCGAAGAAAGAACUUUAUCUUAGCCUUUGUGAAAAUCAUAUCCUAAUCGAUGGUGGCCGAAAGAGCCUUCAAUUGGAAAGAGUGAGUGGCAAGAAAGUUUACAUGCUAUCUGCCAGGGACCUCUUUAUUGUAUGGGGUGACACUCCAACUUACUGGAGAUGGAUCUCUAUUCCUGAGUCCAGGUUUGAAGAGGUAGCAGAGCUUAUCAAUGUUUGUUGGCUUGAAAUCCGUGGGAAGAUCGCAAUCUCCAUGCUUUCUCCCAUGACGCGCUACAAGGCUUGCCUUGUGUUCAAAGCAACUGCUAGGGCUUACGGGUUUGAUUUCCAACCUGCAGAGGUUAGUGUCAGCAUUGCUGGCACCGAAGGUUGUAAGAGAACAGUCUAUCUGGAUGCAGCUAGAGGCCUUCGACAACGUUACCAGAUUGUACCGAGGCGAAUCGGGCUAUUUAGCCGUUCCCGUUUCCUUGGGUUGCAAGCGCCAGUACCUCUGGCCCCUGCAGGUGGUGAUGAUCAGUACCCAAAGACUAGAGGAGAUGGGUGGUUGGAAAUUGAAUUGGGUGAGUUUUUCAAUGAUGGAUCCAUUGAUGGGGAACUAGAAAUGAGUGUUAUGGAGGUAGAAGGUGGUCAUUGGAAGGGUGGUCUCAUUGUCCAGGGGAUUGAAAUUCGGCCUUGUCUUUGAAGUUUGCCCUUGACUUCAAUCGGCAACGGGUAUGUUCAAUUAUUUUCCGACUCUUUGUUCAUAUAUUUGGAGAGUUAAAAUGCUGUACUCUUGUUGUUCAUUGAUUCUGUCAAUGAAGAGUCAAGUUAAGUAUUAGCUCCGAUGGACAUGCGGCUACGGUUCCAAGAGAACUCAAAAAAGAAGAGGGAAAAGACGAGGAGUUGAAAGAAACAAAAAAAUGAAGUGGAAGCAACGGGUCACCGGAGGUUCGGAACCUCUCUAUUGUUUGAUAUACCCAAGGCCUCAUCUUUUUAUCAUGUUAGCACUGAAUGAUCUUUGUUAAGGCAUUGUAGUAACGGAAGGAAUUUACCUUUUCUAUAAUUUGAUACUAUCUUUAAUGAUACUACUUAUUGCAAAUUUCAUAUGAACAAAUAUUCAAUCGUAAUAACUGUUGUUUUUUUU
Messenger RNA from Gossypium raimondii (Peruvian cotton), 1642 nucleotides. Its product is annotated as putative F-box protein PP2-B12. Lineage: Eukaryota; Viridiplantae; Streptophyta; Magnoliopsida; Malvales; Malvaceae. The transcript has 3 exons. The coding region runs from base 269 to 1201 and encodes 310 amino acids. The record is from RefSeq and is a predicted model, not a curated record. Gene Ontology annotation, molecular function: protein binding.